Molecule: messenger RNA, 390 nt
Organism: Volvox carteri f. nagariensis
Lineage: Eukaryota; Viridiplantae; Chlorophyta; Chlorophyceae; Chlamydomonadales; Volvocaceae
Exons: 5
Coding region: 82-390 (102 amino acids)
Source: RefSeq, a predicted model, not a curated record
AAAAAUAUUGUGUGCUGGCCAUACCGUGUGACGUCUCGUAAGGCUUUGAGGUACGGGGCUCGGUGCUGCGUUAUACGUCAAAUGGCCCUCAUCUGCAGCAAAUCUACGAUCUCCGCUUCGGUGGCAAGCGGUAGAUCUUUCCAGACAAUUGUGCCUUUGUCGGCAGGCGCACGGUCUCUCCUGUUCGGGCUGGCCAGCUGGACGCGUCCACCAGCCCGGACAAAGCACCAGGUCGCCCGCGCCACGGGUCCAUCCCCCGCGGUCCCCCCACAAUACGUUGUGGGAGGCGAUGGCGACCCCGAGAUGGCGACCUUUCAGAACCACCAGCAGUCCGCCCCGCGGCCCUCAGCUGCGGCGGAGGCGCGGACGGUGCUGGAUCAGGGAAAGUGA